Messenger RNA from Enhydra lutris kenyoni (northern sea otter), 588 nucleotides. Its product is annotated as complement component receptor 1-like protein. Gene Ontology annotation, biological process: negative regulation of complement activation, classical pathway. The coding region runs from base 1 to 573 and encodes 190 amino acids. The record is from RefSeq and is a predicted model, not a curated record. Lineage: Eukaryota; Metazoa; Chordata; Mammalia; Carnivora; Mustelidae. The transcript is spliced from 3 exons.
AUGUCACUAUGGUCUUGGCCUCCAGGUCAGUGCAAAGCCCCGGAACACCUUCCAUUUGCCAAGCUGGCAAAUGCUACGGACGAGUACGAGUUUCCCAUCGGGACGUUUCUGAAGUAUGAGUGCCGCCCUGGUUACUAUGGGAGAGGGUUCUUUAUCACCUGCCUAUCCAACUCGGUCUGGUCAAGUGCCAAAAACAAUUGUCAGCGGAGAUCAUGUGGAACUCCUCCAGAACCCGCCAAUGGCAAAAUGACCGUACACGGAGACGCCCGGUUUGGAUCAACUGUUAAUUACGCCUGUAAUGAAGGAUACCGACUUAUUGGUAAGACCUCUAUUGCAUGCGUCAUCUCAGGCAAGACUGUCACCUGGGAUGACGAUCCACCUGUUUGUGAGAGUGAGUUGAAACCGUCCUUGUUCUUACCUUUUCCAAUAGAUUCUAAGUUUCCCCCUGAAGUUAUACAAAUCUUAAGUGGAUUCCUUUUGUGCAUUCUAUCCCUCAAAACCUAUGGGGUUUCCGGCAACUGUUUCCUUAUGUUUUUUCCUUAUGUCGUGCCUUUUCUGAAUCUGGGGACUUAAUGCAUAAAAGCCUUC